Branchiostoma floridae (Florida lancelet) is the source of this 4410-nucleotide messenger RNA. RefSeq lists its product as uncharacterized. Lineage: Eukaryota; Metazoa; Chordata; Leptocardii; Amphioxiformes; Branchiostomatidae. The record is from RefSeq and is a predicted model, not a curated record. The transcript is spliced from 3 exons. Gene Ontology annotation, molecular function: DNA binding. Gene Ontology annotation, biological process: DNA recombination; DNA integration. Bases 2048 to 3469 code for a protein of 473 amino acids.
AAAUUUAGGCCGGACGUGACGGUCAUUUUGUUUUGUUACGGCCUGGUAGGAUUUGGUAUGGCUUUAUAUAAUUUGUAAGGGCCCAAGGGGUUUCCUGAUUUGGGAUACAGGGGUCAAUCACUAAACUGAAUGUUUAUUUAGAACAGCCAAUCAGCAUUCGCAGAAGUUUCCGUUCUAGCCAAUCAACGCACUGAAAAACCAUGUGCUUGGCAUACGAAAAUUCAGCCAGUUCACAGCGCUCCAAAGUUUGGACAACAGUUUGGUCAGGAAGAUUACUGGUAUUUGUGUCUUUUGUGAACUGCCUUUUUUAGUGUGGUGACUCUCAGAACAGCCCUAGUAUUGCGGUGAGUUUUCUUCUAUUGUACUUUCUAUCUGUGGUGUGCUGCCCUGUAGAUUGGAUUUUUCUGCUGUGCUAUCUUUUGCUGUUGUGGAAAUCUUUUGGAGUCGGUGUUUUUUCUAAUUCUAUCAUGGCUGAAGGUACAAGCGCAACAACGAAAGUCCUUAUUCUAGGACACUCCUUCAUCAGAAGACUAGAGCGGUUUGUACACGAGAGAAGGUAUACCGCAGCAGGACGAGCUUUCAGUCAAGAUUUAUGGUUAAAAGAUUGCGAGGUGUCUUGGAAGUGGGUGUCGGGUGGUAAUGUGGAUAGAAUCGGCGGUUUGGCGCAGAGCGGUUGCCUGCCAGACUCAGAUUUGGUUUAUUUGGAGCUGGGCUGUAAUGACAUAAUGAAUUGUUAUUCUUCUUCUUAUUCGUCCGAGGCAACUGCCUUGAGAGUCUUAAACGUGGCUUCACUUGUCAAAGUACGUACGGGAGCACGUAUUAUCAUUCUGGGGGAACCGUUGGCUAGGGUCUUUGAUCCUCCAUAUAUACAUUACAAUGAAGGACUGGUCAAGUAUCUGACUGAUCUAAGGAAAGAGGCAUGCGAGUUUAAAGAUCUCUACUUGUGGAGGCAUGCAAAACUGGCAGACAGACACUGUCCCCAGUAUUUUGCUCCCGACGGACUUCACCUUUCAGAUCACGGCCAUUGUUUAUAUUACAGGAGCGUUCGGGGUGCAAUCACUGCCCAUCUCCCUAAAAUAUCUUAGAUUAACGUUUGAUCCCUACUGUGGUAAGUUACCCGGUAGGGAUUGAUGUAUCUUUGUAGAUAUAUUGUUAUGUCUGUUUGGUAUUCCACCCAAACCCCUUUUAGGCGAUGUUUGAACUGGAUUGCAUCCCUUGUAGAUAAUUUGUUUAUGCCUACCUUGUGUUAUGCGUUACCUUACUGGCCUUUUUUAUUCGCCUAUUGGCUCGAUUUGGGGUUUUUUUUGUCGCUAACGCUCCCUUGGCGGGUAGAAAAAAUUGUGACAAAUUGUAGAUUAGGAUAUUUCUAGUAUGUUAAAAAUAUUUUAAGAAACAAAUGAGUGAAAAGAUGGUAUAUGCCAGGUGUAACAAUUUGAGCAAUGAUUUUUUCAUUUCGAAUCUGAACAUAGUAUGUAUUUGUCAUGUUUUAUUUUUCAUGCCAGUCAAUUAAAGUUCUAGUACUCGCACCAAAAGAUAGCGUGGAGUGAUUAUGGGUCUUACGUUGAUGUUUAAUGGCCGAUAAGGUAGGCAUAAAUACAUUUUCGUGAAACGAAAAUAAAAAUUUAGGCCGGACGUGACGGUCAUUUUGUUUUGUUACGGCCUGGUAGGAUUUGGUAUGGCUUUAUAUAAUUUGUAAGGGCCCAAGGGGUUUCCUGAUUUGGGAUACAGGGGUCAAUCACUAAACUGAAUGUUUAUUUAGAACAGCCAAUCAGCAUUCGCAGAAGUUUCCGUUCUAGCCAAUCAACGCACUGAAAAACCAUGUGCUUGGCAUACGAAAAUUCAGCCAGUUCACAGCGCUCCAAAGUUUGGACAACAGUUUGGUCAGGAAGAUUACUGGUAUUUGUGUCUUUUGUGCCCUCCCACCCUUCCCUGGCUGGCAUCUGGUGUCGCUUGGACUACAGUGUAUUAGCGAUGCCACCAUCUGAAAGAUCUAAAAAGAAGAAAGGGAACCAGGGAGUGACAGACAACCCUCACCCAGGAAACAACAAUGGGAGGAGACCUAAUACAAGAGCAACGACCGACAGUGGGACUGCCCCCCCCCCCUGCACCACCUAGACUCCCUCCACAAAAACUGUCAUUGAAGUCGCUUCAGCAACAGUUGAAUGACCUACAGAAGAUAACAACUAGAUUAGCAGAUAAGCUGGACGCGGACAAUGUCCCUCACACAUCAGCAGUCAGCACAACUGUAACAACAACAGUGAGCAGCACUGGCCUGCUAGGUGUGCUACCAGCAGGCUCACCCAGCGUUACAAGUGCGGCGAAUCAAGGACUACUACAACAAGUCACGUCAACAAUAACAGCCACUACGUCGAGCACGAUUCCCAUAUACUCAACAAACUCUGUAUUCGGAUUGCAGCCACCAGCCCUCCUGCCUACACGGACUGAUGGACUUGGUGCUACACUAGCAUCUAGCAUUAUGAGUACAGAUCGACACGUUUCGACGGAGGUUCCCACAUAUGAAUCAGUUUCCAACGCACAUUCCACCAUCUCUACAGCCGAGCAACUUAAUCAUGAUGUAAACAAAUUGUUGUUUUGUUCUUUGGCCCCAGCUACGGUAACUGCUUAUCGUUUGGCAUGGCAACAUUUUCGUCGUUUCACCUUAUCAGUUCAUGGUCAGCAUUUGGUACACUUGCCUAUUCCUGAAAUGCUUAUAGGCCAGUUUGCUACUUUUUUGCACCAAGAAGGGUUCGCUCCAUCCUCAAUAACGUCUAAGCUCUCGGCCAUAAGCUUCAUGCACAAGCUUCACAAUCUCCCAGAUCCUACUUCGACGUUCCUCAUUCGAAAACUGGUGCAUUCAAUUCAGAAACACCAUGUCCCGGAUAGUAGGCUGCCCAUAACACCCACAAUCCUCCAGAAAUUGAGUGACAUUGUACCGCACAUUGUGAAUAGGGAUUAUGAUCAGUGCCUUUUCGAAGCAAUGUUUUUGUUCAUGUAUUAUUCUUUUGCGCGAUUAGGAGAAGUCACAAUAACUAACACCUCUCAACACACUUGGAACCUGGAUGAUAUUACUGCAGUACCAGAUCAAAGUGGAGCAACAUCAUAUAUCAAAGUUCAAUUCAAGACAUAUAAGCAUAGCAAGACGUCUACUCCAGCGACCCUUUCCAUGAUAGCACAGCCGGGCUGUAAGUACUGCCCAGUGAGCAGCCUUGAGCGUUUUCUCCUGAGGCGUGGGGGUAAAUCGGGAUGCCUUUUCACCAGCUCAAAUGGUUCUCCAGUCAGUAGUGAUCACUUUACCAAAGUCCUCAAGGCUUGCGUAGUACAAGCCAAUCUAGACCCGCACAAAUAUACGUCACAUUCUUUCCGUAUUGGGGCAGCAACUCAAGCUGCAAUACAAGGUGUUUCCGAUGACACCAUACAACGCCUGGGAAGAUGGUCAUCUGAUGCGUUUAAGAAAUAUAUACGCAUUUAAAAGAAUGAGGGCGGAGUCGAUUGGGUAUGAGUUCGUUGAUUGAUGUUAGGGUAUACGCGAGACUAAUAUUACAGUGGUGAGUUGCCCUGUUUUUUCUACAUGCCCGACAUGUACAAAAAUGUGUUGCUAUGUUAGGUGCUUGCUUUAAGGAUAGUGGCACUAGUCUAUAAGUUUGCUUAGGAAUACGACUUGUGUAUUAAUUUCUCGAGUUGCUUGCUAUGUUAAGAGAUAACGAAGUAAGUUCUUAGUUCCUUGUAUGGCAAUUCCCAAGUUAUGUUAUUUUUGUAAUAGUACUGUGGUGUGCUGCCCUGUAGGUUCUACAUAAUUAAUGGUUAUUGCAAUAUGUGUUGCAACAUGGGAACCUGCCAUAAGGAUAUUUACUUUAAUAUUCUGUUAGUAAAUAGUCGUUGCUAGAUACACCUCAACUAAAGAAGAUUAUUAGGCAUGUAUGCCCAUAGUUUUGUUGUUUCAAACUAGGAUAAUCCGUUAUAUCGCAAGGUAUUACCAAGCUCAUUGUUCGAUAGUACAACUAGAACUACAUAUGGUUACAGUGUUGAAUUUUGUUCAUGAUACAAUACUCAAUUAUAUUGUAAGAUCUUACCACGUUUGUUGUUAAGGCAGUACAACUAGAACGUUUGUACUUCCUAUGGUUAUAGCGUUGUAAUUUGUUCAAGAUACGAUACUCUGCUAUAUCACAAGAUCUUACCAAGUCCAUUGUUACGGCAGUAUAACUAGAACGUUUAUACUUCCUAUGGGGAUUAAGCGCUGAUGUUUUGUUCAGGCUACUAUACUCUGUUAUAUCGCAAGAUCUUACCAAGUUCAUUGUUAUUGUAGUAUAACUAGAACGUUUGUACUUCCUAUUGUUAUAGCUUUGAUGUUUCAAGCUACCUUUACUCGGUUAUUUCGCAAAAUGUUACCAAGUUAUCUUACUAUUACUAUCC